Molecule: messenger RNA, 7720 nt
Organism: Siniperca chuatsi (mandarin fish)
Lineage: Eukaryota; Metazoa; Chordata; Actinopteri; Centrarchiformes; Sinipercidae
Gene: ints1
Product: integrator complex subunit 1
Exons: 48
Coding region: 224-6805 (2193 amino acids)
Biological process (GO): U2 snRNA 3'-end processing
Cellular component (GO): integrator complex
Source: RefSeq, a predicted model, not a curated record
ACCCUUUUAUGUUUGUAGCGAACAACCUUGAUACAGCGAAGAAGACAUCAUGGCUCAAACUGUCUGAUAGCUUUGAGUCGGCAAAUGUUUUUGUUUAAAUUGCAUCGUUCAGGUUAACCACGAUCAGUUGAAUGAGACCGAAUAAAUAUACUGCUCUAAGCUAGGUGAUGUCACCCUCUUAACCUGCAGUGAAUUUAGUUUUGACUUGUGCCUGUUGGUCAAGAUGAAUCGUCCUAAGCCUACGACUCUCAGGCGCCCCAGUGCUGCAAAACCAUCAGGUCACCCUCCACCAGGAGAUUUCAUCGCUCUCGGAUCAAAGAGCCAGGGUGGAGAACCCAAAGCCCCCGCUGUCCUCCUGAAGCCAGCGUCCACAGGUUUACCUGCUGACCGUAAGAGAGAGACUUCCUCCACUCUGCCCUCCUCAUCGGGUCUGUCCAGCCUCGCCAAGCGGCCCAAACUAUCCACCACUCCUCCAGUGAGUGCUCUGGGACGACUCGCUGAUGUUGCAGCUGUGGACAAGAGAGCAAUAUCACCCUCUAUAAAGGAGCCAUCAGUGGUACCUAUUGAAGUGUCACCGGCAGUGCUGCUGGAUGAGAUUGAAGCUGCGGAGGCUGAAGGAAAUGAUGAUCGCAUUGAGGGAUUGCUGUGUGGAGCAGUGAAACAACUCAAGAUGAACCGAGCCAAGCCUGACAUAACACUGUACCUCAGUCUCAUGUUCCUGGCCAAAAUCAAGCCCAAUGUUUUUGCUACUGAAGGAAUUAUUGAGGCCUUGUGCAGCCUCCUGCGCCGUGAUGCUUCGAUCAACUUUAAAGCAAAGGGGAACAGCCUUGUGUCUGUUCUUGCUUGCAAUCUGCUGAUGGCAGCCUACGAGGAGGACGAGAACUGGCCAGAGAUCUUUGUUAAAGUGUACAUUGAGGACUCUCUGGGCGAAAGAAUCUGGGUGGACAGCUCUCACUGUAAGAAUUUUGUUGACAACAUCCAGACUGCUUUUGGGACAAAGAUGCCCCCUAAGAGUAUGCUUCUGCAGGCUGACACCAGCCGCUCUGGUGGAGAUCUCAGUGCAGGUAGCAGCCCUCAUCCCUCAACCCCCGAUGAGGACGACAGCCAUACUGAAUUGCUGAUAGCAGAGGAGAAACUCAGCCCUGAGGAUGAUGGGCAGGUUAUGCCAAGGUAUGAUGAACUGGCAGAGAGCGUGGAGGACUAUGUGCUUGACGUCCUCAGGGAUCAGUUGAACCGCAGGCAGCCGAUGGACAACGUGUCCCGAAACCUGUUGCGUCUGCUCACAGCCACAUGUGGCUUCAAAGAGGCACGGCUAAUGGCUGUGCAGAGGCUGGAGAUGUGGCUCCAGAAUCCAAAACUGACUCGACCAGCUCAAGACCUCCUCAUGUCUUUGUGUAUGAACUGCAACAGCCACGGAGCAGAUGACAUGGAAGUGGUCUCCAACCUGAUCAAGAUCCGACUCAAACCUAAAGUCCUCCUCAACCACUACAUGCUGUGUGUCAGGGAGCUGCUCAAUGCACACAGAGACAACCUGGGCACUAUGGUGAAGCUGGUGAUCUUCAAUGAGCUGUCCAAUGCCAGGAAUCCUAACAACAUGCAAGUCCUCCACACAGUGCUGCAGCACAGCCCAGAACAGGCUCCAAAGUUCUUGGCGAUGGUGUUCCAGGACCUGCUAACCAAUAAAGAUGACUACCUCCGUGCCUCCCGGGCCUUGCUGAGAGAAAUCAUCAAACAGACCAAGCAUGAGAUUAACUUCCAGUCCUUUUGCUUUGGUUUAAUGCAGGAGAGAAAGGAGGCCACCUAUGUGGACAUGGAGUUCAAAGAGCGUUUUGUUAUCCAGGUGACAGAUUUACUGACUGUCUCCAUGAUGUUGGGCAUUACCGCUCAGGUCAAAGAAGCUGGCAUUGCGUGGGACAAAGGAGAAAAGAAGAAUCUGGAGGUCCUGAGAUCAUUUCAGAGUCAGAUAGCUGCCAUCCAGAGAGACGCUGUGUGGUGGCUUCACACCGUGGUUCCUACCAUCAGCAAAGUUGGCGCAAAAGACUACGUUCAUUGCCUUCACAAAGUGCUUUUCACAGAGCAACCUGAGACAUAUUACAAGUGGGACAACUGGCCUCCAGAGAGUGACAGAAAUUUCUUCCUUCGCCUCUGCUCCGAGGUGCCUCUGUUGGAGGACACACUUAUGCGCAUUCUGGUGAUCGGGCUUUCACGAGAUUUGCCCCUGGGCCCAGCUGAUGCCAUGGAGCUUGCAGAUCACCUGGUUAAGAGGGCUGCUGGAGUUCAGUCUGAUGAGCUGACUGUUUAUCUGGAGGUCCUGAAAGUGGAGAGGAUCCAACUCAUUGAUGCAGUGCUGAAUCUGUGUACAUACCACCACCCAGAAAACAUUCAGCUGCCUGCAGGGUACCAACCGCCAAAUUUGGCAAUAUCCACACUGUAUUGGAAGGCAUGGCUGCUGCUGCUUGUGGUGGCUGCGUUUAAUCCUCAGAAAAUAGGUUUGGCUGCCUGGGAUGGCUAUCCUACACUGAAAAUGCUCAUGGAGAUGGUUAUGACAAAUAACUAUACCUACCCUCCAUGCACCGUUGCGGAUGAGGACACAAAGACGGAGAUGAUCAACAGGGAGCUGCAGAUCUCCCAGAGAGAGAAACAAGAGAUUCUGGCCUUUGAGAGCCACUUGGCAGCAGCCUCCACCAAACAGACCAUCACAGAGAGCAACAGCUUGCUGUUGUCUCAGCUUACCAGUCUGGAUCCACAGGGUCCUCCUCGUCGGCCUCCUCCUCAGGUCCAGGAGCAGGUAAAAAGCCUCAACCAGUCUCUGCGUCUGGGACAUCUCCUCUGCCGUAGCCGCAACCCAGACUUCCUUCUCAACAUCAUCCAGAGACAGGCUUCCUCUCAGUCAAUGCCGUGGUUGGCUGAUUUGGUCCAGUCCAGUGAAGGGUCCUUGGAUGUGCUUCCAGUGCAGUGCCUGUGUGAAUUCCUUCUGCAUGAUGCUGCGGAUGACAGUCUGCUAAUAGAGGAUGAUGAAGAGGGAGAGAGCAAAGAGCAGAAAGCCAAGAAGAGACAAAGACAACAAAAGCAAAGGCAGCUACUUGGGCGGCUCCAGGAUCUUUUGUUAGGUCCUAAGGCUGACGAACAGACAACAUGUGAAGUGCUGGACUACUUUCUGCGCCGUCUCAGCUCUUCUCAGGUGGCAUCGAGAGUGCUAGCCAUGAAGGGUUUGUCAUUGGUGCUGAGUGAAGGAGGCUUGAAAGAUGGAGAGGAGCGGGACCAGCCCAUGGAAGAAGACUCUGCAGAUGCUGAGCUCUUGCCAGGGUACCAAUGGCUGCUACAAGACCUCCCAAAGCUCCCCUUGUUUGACAGUGUCAGAGGCAUGACGUCCACCGCUCUGCAGCAGGCUAUUCACAUGGAGACAGACCCACAGACGAUCAGUGCCUAUCUCAUCUACCUAUCCCAGCAUGCACCAGUGGAGGAGCAGGCUUCUCAUAAUGACUUGGCUCUGGUAAUCACGGAUGUUGCCCGGCUAAUCGUUGAGCGUUCCACCAUCAUGAACAGCCUGUUCUCCAAGCAUUCCUGCAGGCCUGAGUCAAAUGCUGUGCUCAGUGCUUUCCUCACCAUCUUCUCUACAUACAUCAGGAGGAUGAGGAAAACCAAAGAGGGAGAGGAUCUUUACAGCUGGUCCGAAUCUCAGGACCAGGUGUUUCUGCGUUGGACCACGGGAGAGACUGCUACGAUGCACAUUCUUGUCGUCCAUGCCAUGGUUAUCCUGCUGACUCUGGGGCCACCCAAAGGAGAGAGUGAUUUCUAUGCUCUUUUGGACAUUUGGUUUCCCGACAAAAAACCUCUACCCACUGCCUUCCUGGUUGACACCUCAGAAGAGGCCCUUCUGCUGCCUGAUUGGUUGAAACUGAGGAUGAUCCGAUCAGAGGUUUCUCGAUUGGUUGAUGCAGCUUUGCAAGACCUGGAGCCUCAGCAGCUGCUGUUGUUUGUACAGUCCUUUGGCAUUCCAGUAUCCAGCAUGAGUAAACUGCUGCAGUACUUGGACCAGGCUGUCUCCCAUGAUCCACAGACACUGGAACAGAACAUCAUGGACAAACACUACAUGGCCCACCUGGUUGAAGUGCAGCAUGAGCGAGGUGCCACUGGGGGGCACACUUUCCAUGCCUUACUAAGCUCCUCUCUUCCUUCAGACAGAGAUUCUGCUGAAACAAGUAAGGCCAAAGUUACCGUGGAAACGCCCCACAGCUCUGUGAAGAUGAGAGGAGCCAGUCAGCUUCCUGUAGUCGGGCCUGACGAUGAUCUCGCUGGCAUGUUGCUUCAGAUAUUCCCCUUAAACGUGGACCCUCGCUGGCAUGGCCCCCCUCCCAGCCAGCUCUCUCUGGCCUUGCAGCAGGCCCUGGCUAAAGAGCUAAUGCGGGCCAAACAGGGCCAAAUUCAGCAGGGUGGGUUGGCAUUUCGGCUCCUACAAGCUAUUGCAGCCCUGCUCACCUCUGCUCACGCAGGACCUAUUGUUAUGUCAAUGCACCGCAGCCAUGCCCUCUCCUGUCCUCUCAUGCGCCAACUUCACCUUUACCAGCGUCUCGUGUCCCAGGACAUUGUGUUCUCUUCACUAUUCCUUAAGGUCAUUGUUGAGAUGUUAAUCUGGUUAGACAACCCAACUGUGGAGUCAGGACCAUUAAAGACUCUGCUCAAAUCCUUCGCUGGUCAGAACUCUCACAAACACAGGCACAAUGAUGUGCGUACAGGUUUCCUCCACCUGGCUGAGGCUUUGGCAUAUCAUAGAGAAACUGAAGUGCCACUGCGAGCCAUCAUUGCAAUGCUGAAAGCUGGAGACAGAUGUAAUGCAGAAGCAGAGCUCAUUGGAAAAGUGUUACAAGGGCUGAUGGAGGUGAGGUCGCCGUAUUUGGAGGAGCUACUGUCUCUGUUGAUGACUGUUGGUACACAGAACGGGACAGCUGGCCCUGUUGUCACUGUGAUUUCCUUGCUGCUUCAGGAAAGUGAGGAGAGAGCUGUGAAAAAGGAAGUGGAUUCUACCAACAGCUCUGAGGUGACAAAGUCAGGACUGAGCUCUGGGCUGCUGGUUGAUUGGCUGGAGCAUCUUGACCCUGAGGUCACUUCAGUGUGUCCAGACCUUCAACAGAAACUGCUGUUCGCCCUCAACAAGGCACGCGGAACCCCUGCCUACAGACCUUAUCUUUUGGCCUUGCUUACACAUCAGUCAAACUGGUCCACCCUCCUGCAGUGUAUCAGUGCUCUUCUUGGCAAGCGGAGAGACUACAAACUUGACCCAUCAUCAGCCCUGGAUUUCCUGUGGGCGUGCAGCCACAUCCCGCGUAUCUGGCAAGGGCGCGAUCAGAAGAUCCCUCAAAAGAAAACGGAAAAGUUUGUGCUACGACUCAGUUCGGAGGAGCUCAUCAGCCUGGUCGACCUGAUCUUGUCAGAGUCAGAGCUCAACAGUCGCGACUCACCCCAUGAUGACAAAAGCAGCUUGGACCAGGCUUCCUGCUCCCUCAUCCAAUCCAGGCUACCCCUCCUUCACUCCUACUGCAGUGGAGAUCUAGAAAACAUCAAGAAAGUCUCAGAGUACCUCAUCAACUGCACAAAGAAGUGGGAGGACAGUGCGAUGAGUAAGCGGUGCCAGAACUUGCUGCUUCAGAUCUAUCUGCACUUCCCUGAGGUCAUCCAGCACGUUACCCUGCCUGAAGGCACCCUCAGCAGUGGGGGAGCUGCAUAUGGCAGCAGCUGCAAGCUUGAUGUCCUGGUGCAUCGCCUGGUCACACUGCUUGCUGAUAUAGGAGACUCAAAGUCUGCUGAGAGCCGUGUGUCUGAUGCCAACCUUGCAUGUAGGAAGCUGGCUGUGUCGCACCCUGUCCUUUUGCUCAGACACCUGCCAAUGAUUGCAGGUCUCUUACAUGGUCGAGUUCACCUAAACAUGCAGGAGUUUAGGCAGCAAAACCACAUGACGUUCUUUAGCAAUGCGCUCACCAUCCUGGAGCUGCUGCAGCCGCUUGUUUUCCACAGCGACCACCAGAGGGCGCUUCAAGACUGCCUUCUGUCCUUUAUGAAGGUCCUUAAGAACUUUCAGAGGACUCGUUAUCCGUUGGUCUUCAUCAACAAGUUUUUACAGUUCACACAGAAGUACAUCACUCACGAUGCAGCAGCCGCCAUUCCUUAUUUACAGAAGCACUCUGACAUCUUGCAGGUGCUGUGUGCAGAAAACCCAGACCUGGUUCAACUGAAAUCUCUGCUGGCUGGACUCACUUUGCCAGUGAGAAGUUCUUCUACAGAGGUUGCGCCAGAAGAGAGAGAUGACGACUUGGCCACUGGUUCCCUGCCGCUAGUCAACAUAUCUGCCUCAGUUUCACUGAGUGCGACUGACAUGACAAUGUACCUGAAAAAGAUGUCGAGAGGAGAGGCAGUCGAGGAUGUGUUGGAAGUGUUGACAGAGGUGGAUGAGAAGUCGAGGAGGAGCCCAGAGAUCAUACAGUACUUCAUUAAUGAUCUGCAGAGACUCAUGACUUCCUCUGAGGAGUUGUGUCGGAACAUGGCCUUCACUCUGGCCCUGCGCUGCAUCCAGAAUAAUCCCUGCUUGGCAACAGACUUCCUGCCAACUUUCAUGUACUGUAUGGGUAGUGGUAACUUCGACGUGGUACAGACUGCUCUCAGGAAUCUUCCAGAAUAUGUGCUUCUCUGUCAAGAACACGCAGACCUCUUGCUCCACAAGGCGUUUUUAGUGGGUAUCUACGGACAAAUUGACACCAGUUCAAUGAUCUCAGAGUCUAUGAAGGUCCUUCACAUGGAAGCAACAACAUAACAACAAAGUGUGCAACGCCACAUCCGAUUGGAAAAUAGUGAGAUUAAUUUUCAGCAUUCCAGAGCUUUUUAUUGCCUUUAGUUCAAACAUUGCUCUAAUUUGAUCGUGACAGAUUAACAAAUUCUCUGGCUCUUCAGUGGUACAGAAUAAAGGAUCCUCCAGUGAGCUGGUAGCUACCAGUAAUAUAAUAACUUAUGGAUAAUUUAGAGACUUCAAAGAAUGCAUUAAAAUUCCUUCUAAAUUAGUUGAAAAUGUCAUAAUUAAAACUGGAAAAUUCCUGUUAUUCUAAUAAUGCCACAAUUAGUGCAUUCAGUCAUUUUUAACUGAUGAUGUAAUGAUACAUUAACCAGUAAUGAAAAAGAUAGCAAGAACUGGAAUAUUAUUAGGUGGUGUUAUUAUAUAAUCAGUUAAAAACAACACAGCAUAUAUGAAACUGGAGUUAAUACUUAAAUGAAUAUUAUAAAAUAAUAAAUAUUAUAAUAUUAUUUGUAAUGGUUUAAUUAAAUUUAAACAACUGUUUUUAUUGCAUUUUCAGACAUUUUAGAGGGAGUUUUUGCACUUCUGCAGCUAUAUUACUAACAGAUACAUUAUUACAAAUUAUGGAGCCCAAUAUUUGGAAAAUAGCACACUAGUUUUGGCUUGAUAUUUUUUUAUGAAAUAUCAACAUUAUAUAAAAGCAGACUGUAUGCUUCAUUAGUAGUUGUUUUUAAUGAACAUGUAAAAAAAAGCUAAAUGUUUUUCAUCCCCCAUCCAGUGUUGUAUCAGUGUGGUAGCAAUUUUCCUAAAAUUUUUCUCAAAAUUUUGAGUGUCCAAAAUCUAGGUCAUUUCUUUUGAUGUCACAAUGCUAUACUGUUACCUGAACACCAUCUGUGAGCCACCUUGAUGUGAACUGAAUAAAAUAAUUUUUGGAAUAUG